Messenger RNA from Pisolithus orientalis, 693 nucleotides. RefSeq lists its product as uncharacterized. Lineage: Eukaryota; Fungi; Basidiomycota; Agaricomycetes; Boletales; Pisolithaceae. The record is from RefSeq and is a predicted model, not a curated record. Bases 1 to 693 code for a protein of 230 amino acids. The transcript is spliced from 4 exons.
AUGUACGUGCAAGAUAACUGCAGGACAGGCGGUUUUGUCUGCCCGUUCGCAGUUGCCAAGUACUGCUGCGAUGGCGAGGUGAGGACCUUCCCAAGCGUGAAAUACAGCUUCUUGCGUUUUAACGAGCUUCAGGAGCUCUACGAGCAGACGAAGAAGGACUUCGGUGAGCAGAGCCAGCGUGUGAUCGGCCACGUUGUCUGGUCGCCUGCUAUCACUGUCGGUACAACUCCGCAUGGCUUCGCCAAGGACGUUCGCGUCGUCGAGCUCGAAAAGGCCAUAUUCUGCCUAACCUUUAAGGAGAACGUUAUCGACUUAGUGCAGUUCGGCUUCAAGCACCCAGCCGAACGCCUCCUGGUGCUCAGGGACAGUCUCGUUGAGGAUUGCAUGCGCCAUCCCAAGACGAAGGACCACGACGGCGAAAACAGCCUCUACGUCCCCAAGCGCAGCCUUACCCCUCUUACCACGAUUGGUCGUGCCACUGGAUGCUUCUCCUAUCGACUCAGGCGCGUUUUCCAAGGGCGGAGACUCCGGGGCGAUGAUCGCCUGCGGCACGGGGAAUUUGGUGGCCUCCUUACUGGCGGGUCUGGCAGGACAGAUUCGUCGGAUAUUACUUAUGCCACGCCGAUGUUCUGGCUCUGGCUUAUCAUCAAGGCCGAGUUCUCCAAUGCCAACCUCUACCCGGUCUUCACCUAG